Messenger RNA from Clunio marinus, 562 nucleotides. Lineage: Eukaryota; Metazoa; Arthropoda; Insecta; Diptera; Chironomidae. The record is from the annotation of a GenBank genome assembly.
UGUAAAAGACUUAAAAUGUCAAGUGCGUGCCCACAAGCUGCUAAAAGUCUCUUUGCAGAGUCAAAACGAAGAUUGUCUGAUAGAGUAGCUGUGAAUGUGAAUAAUUGUGCUAGUGUUGCUAGACAGAUUGUUAGAGGAUCAAAGUCUCAUGACAUUCUCAUGCAAGCAGCUAAAGGUCUUGCACAGCAAGAGUCAUCUCUGGAAAGAAGUGCAUCAAACCUUAAUAAAAUUCAAUUGAUACAACAACAACUCAGAUAUCAACAUGAAGCUGUAAAGGACGGUGCUGAGAAAUUAUCUGACCUUAGAGAACAAGUAGAUUCCAUGCAGAGAUGAAAAAUAUUCCAAACAUUUCAUUGUUAGAAAAAUUCUAAGAAAGAUAAGAAUACCUUUGAUUCCAAAAAGCAAAAAAAAUUUAUCUUUGAGCCUCAGUUAAAGUUUAAAUUUUCUAUUUAAUUUAAGUAAAAAGUUUUUAAUAAGUAAAAUUGUAAUCUAGAUUAGAAUAAAAUACUUCAACACUUUAUUUAAUUUAAAAUUUCAAAAUUGAUCUGAACAAAUCUUGAAU